AUGUAUCUAUGGAUGUAUGUAUCUAUCUAUCUAUCUAUGUAUGUAUCUAUCUAUCUAUCUAUGUAUGUAUCUAUCUAUCUAUCUAUGUAUGUAUGUAUGUAUCUAUCUAUGUAUGUAUGUAUCUAUCUAUGUAUGUAUGUAUCUAUCUAUCUAUCUAUCUAUGUAUGUAUCUAUCUAUCUAUGUAUGUAUCUAUCUAUCUAUCUAUGUAUGUAUCUAUCUAUCUAUCUAUGUAUCUAUCUAUCUAUCUAUCCAUCUAUGUAUCUAUGCAUCCAUCCAUAUGUAUGUAUUCAUCCAUGUAUCCAUCCAUGUAUCUAUCUAUCUAUCUAUAUAUCUAUCCAUCUAUAUAUCUAUCUAUCUAUGUAUGUAUCUAUGUAUGUAUGUAUCUAUCUAUCUAUAUAUCUAUCUAUCUAUCUAUGUAUCUAUCUAUCUAUAUAUCUAUCUAUCUAUGUAUCUAUCUAUGUAUGUAUGUAUCUAUCUAUCUAUAUAUCUAUCUAUCUAUGUAUGUAUCUAUCUAUCUAUAUAUCUAUCUAUCUAUAUAUCUAUCUAUCUAUCUAUGUAUGUAUCUAUCUAUGUAUGUAUCUAUCUAUGUAUGUAUCUAUCUAUCUAUCUAUGUAUCUAUCUAUCUAUCUAUGUAUCUAUCUAUGUAUCUAUAUCUAUUUAUAUCUAUUUCUAUCUAUCUAUUUCUAUCUAUCUAUUUCUAUCUAUCUAUUUCUAUCUAUCUAUCUAUCUAUCUAUCUAUCUAUAUAUUUAUCUAUCUUUUUAUAUCUAUCUAUCUAUUUAUAUCUAUCUAUCUGUGGUUAACAAAACAACGAGAUCCUGAAACAAUGCAGCAAAGUUUACUAUUUCAGAUUGAUUAUCCUGAAAUUGCUGAUGUGAUCAUUCCCCGCCAUAGAUUCAUGGCUGCUUAUGAACAAAAAGUUGAACCACCUGAUAGGAAGUGGCAGUAUCUUUUAUUUGCUGCAGAACCUUAUGAAACUAUUGCCUUCAAGGUGCCUAGUCGUGAAGUUGACAAAGACCCUAAAAAACUAUGGACUUAUUGGAAUAAAGAAACAAAGCAGUUUUUCCUGCAGUUUGCCUUCAAGUUGGACCAGAAAGUUAACCAGCCUCCAUCAAUACCUCCACCACCAUCAAAUCAGAUUGCACGAAACAUGCAGAUACCACAACGCAUGCCCCCACCUCCACCAGUGGCUCCACCACCCUCACUACAAGGCAUGAUGCCACCUCGACCACCACCACCUAUGGGACCACCUCCAGUUGCCCCACCACCUAUACCCCCUCCUUCAAGUGUGCCACCCCCUGGCCCACCUCCAGCAGCUCCACCACCUCCUCCUGUACCCCCUCCAGUUCCUAUGCCAACAGUACCCAACAUUCCUCAUCCCUCCGUACCACCACCACCCCCACCUCCUGCACCACCCAUGCCAAACUGA
Molecule: messenger RNA, 1428 nt
Organism: Acanthosepion pharaonis
Lineage: Eukaryota; Metazoa; Mollusca; Cephalopoda; Sepiida; Sepiidae
Source: the annotation of a GenBank genome assembly